AUGGAUGUCGAUUCGUUCCCGACGAUAGAAAAGAUGACACCCCCUGCGUCGACGUGGAUGUCAAGAACACCGCGCAUACCAGAAUGCGCUAGAGCUGGGCUCGAGGUGACAAUCGUUACACACACCGCUCAGGAUUCUUCUCAAACCUGCUCUGAAAAUGGCCACGGCGUUGCGGGGUUGAGUGUUGGCCCAGAUUCGUACUUCGAAAACCCUCAAAUCGCUAAUGUUGGGGAACGUCGCCGUUCUACAAGUCCUGAAGUACCUGAUUCUGCCAGCACUUGUGACUUACCGUCCUGCGCGACACAGAAGAUUGUAGCGGACAACUCUGCGAAUGAGCUCUGUAGGGAUAACCAGGACAACUUGGUCACUCUCGGUGCUGACGCUUCCCCACCUCCUACAUCAUCACAACGCUUGACUGAUGCAACAGUGUUGGCCUCAACAGCUGGGUCGUAUGAUGAUGAACAAGUCCCACGAAGCCUGCCAAAGGCUCGCGACGAGACGACGAUCGAAACAUCUGUUGCUGCUGCCGCCAACGAACUUCCAGAAGCAGUCUCCUCAAAAAGCCAUGACACAGCCCCGUUCGUCCCUGACAUCGCUCUCGAAGGAUCUCUUGAGGACGUCUCGGGUGAAGCCACCUCCAAUGUGUCGAGUGAAGCCGGGGCUAUCACCGAGACACUUGGGGAAGCCAUUCUGACUGGCGAGCCCGUUGGCGCGCGCGAGUGGGACCCAGAUGCUUUGACUAAUCCUACCACACCUCUUCAACCACAUGCUGAGCCAGCCCAAACAGCUUCUGUAAUCUCUCCCGCCUCGCUUGCAGAAACCCCAGGGGCAAAGAGGAUUCCGGAUGAGAGCGCACACUCUCCCACACCUCCUUCCUAUUCGCAAGAUGUGCUGUCAACGCCCGACCUGCUGGCUCGAGCACAGGAUGAAGUAGACACAGAAGUGUCAACAGAGCUGUCUGAGCCCGAUCGGAAUGCCAUGCCUUUAGUCGAAGGUCUCGAUGCACCAUUGCCUUCUGCCUCUGCUAUCGCGCAAAGGAAGAUCAGCCCUAACGUGCCAGCCUCACGUGACACUGACAUGGCUGAAAAGCCGUCGCCACUUGAUUUACCAGAUGCGAUGUCGCCAAUUUCGUCCUUGGCUGACAGAAGUGAGACUCCUCGUCCGAAAAUGCUCCAUAGCGGUGAUCCGGAUCAAACAGGGGUCCCUGUGGCACCAUCGCCGUCACCACUACAAGACGUGACUCUGCUUCAAAUGCCGGAAUCACUGACCUCGGAUCUUUCGCAGAUCGAGGUGGCACUGGGGAAGGGACUAGAACUAUCUCUCACUGACGCGACAGACGAAGUACCAGCCGCGGACCGCGUCAGCACUCCCAAUGCUGCGCCGCAAGCCGCGAGCUCAAUGGCAGAAGACAGUGAUCCCAUUAGCGACGAUGAGCUUUCGUCGCCGCUGAUGCGCAAGAAUGCACACCAGAACUCCCGCAAGCGGUUUCCAUGGCCCGCGACGUGCUCGUCCCCGAGAGAACACAUUGGUCGAAAGACCAUCGCGAAGGGCGUUGCAAGGACAGAACCCCGACCGGAACAUACCAUUCGUAUCAGUUACGCGACGUUCGGGCUGGAUUCGUCGCAGCUCAUCAUCACGUACGAAUCUCAUCCCGUCCACCCGCUGGCGCUGUACAUGGGGUCAACUGCAAGGGAUCAAGCAGAAUUGACGCAAGCUCGGAUCAAGAAGCUGGACAGCACAAGAUCGGAGCUACUGGACUAUCCACCCAUGGCGGGCAACAGUGAGGCAGACCACAAAGAUGCCAAUCUCAUACGGAGGCUCUGUCUUUCACCUUUGAGGGACGAAGAUACUCCACGAUUAGUGGACGCUGUGAAAGCACUGCGUCGUCGGAGCGAGGUCGCAGAAGAUGAAGUGAAUCUCUUCCGCUGCUUGGAAAGCCUGAUGGUCAUGGUUACGCAGCAAUACAACGAGGAAGAAGUGGGUGUCACCGCUGAAGUUCGGCUUAGCUAUGUUUUCAUGGGAGUGAGUGGCUAG
Recurvomyces mirabilis is the source of this 2034-nucleotide messenger RNA. RefSeq lists its product as uncharacterized. The coding region runs from base 1 to 2034 and encodes 677 amino acids. The transcript is spliced from 2 exons. The record is from RefSeq and is a predicted model, not a curated record. Lineage: Eukaryota; Fungi; Ascomycota; Dothideomycetes; Mycosphaerellales; Teratosphaeriaceae.